This is a messenger RNA of Malurus melanocephalus (red-backed fairy wren), 3345 nucleotides long. It is a transcript of the gene WNT9A, whose product is annotated as Wnt family member 9A. Gene Ontology annotation, biological process: cell fate commitment; multicellular organism development; neuron differentiation. The transcript is spliced from 3 exons. Bases 40 to 990 code for a protein of 316 amino acids. The record is from RefSeq and is a predicted model, not a curated record. Gene Ontology annotation, molecular function: frizzled binding; cytokine activity. Gene Ontology annotation, cellular component: extracellular region. NCBI's taxonomy places the organism in Eukaryota, Metazoa, Chordata, Aves, Passeriformes, Maluridae.
GGGAACGAGCCCCUGACCAUCCUCCCUCUGACGUCGGAAAUGGAGGAGGCGGCCGUCAAGGCACACUACAAGGUGUGUGACCGCCUGAAGCUGGAGAAGAAGCAGCGCCGCAUGUGCCGGCGGGACCCCGGCGUGGCCGAGACGCUGAUGGAGGCCAUCAGCAUGAGCGCCCUGGAGUGCCAGUACCAGUUCCGCUUCGAGCGCUGGAACUGCACCCUGGAGGGCCGCUACCGCGCCAGUCUCCUCAAGAGAGGUUUUAAGGAGACAGCGUUCCUGUACGCCAUCUCGUCGGCAGGGCUGACCCACGCCAUGGCCAAGGCGUGCAGCGCGGGGCGCAUGGAGCGCUGCACCUGCGACGAGGCGCCCGACCUGGAGAACAGGGAGGCCUGGCAGUGGGGAGGCUGCGGGGACAACCUCAAAUACAGCAACAAGUUCGUCAAGGAGUUCCUGGGGAGGAAGCCCAACAAGGACCUGCGAGCCAGGGUGGACUUCCACAACAACCUGGUGGGCAUGAAGGUCAUCAAAGCUGGCGUGGAGACCACCUGCAAAUGCCACGGCGUGUCCGGAUCCUGCACCGUCCGAACGUGCUGGCGGCAGCUCUCCCCCUUCCACGAGAUCGGGAAGCAGCUGAAGCAGAAAUACGAGACCUCUCUCAAGGUGGGCAGCACCACCAAUGAGGCCACGGGGGAAGGAGACAUCUCCCCCCCUAAAAAAUCCAUCCCCGGCCACAGCGAUCAAAUCCCAAGGACUACGGACCUCGUCUACAUUGACGACUCGCCGAGCUUCUGCCUGAUGAGUCGCUACUCGCCCGGCACCUCGGGACGGAAGUGUUACAAGGACAAGAACUGCGACAGCAUCUGCUGCGGCCGGGGGCACAACACGCAGAGCCGGGUGGUGACACGCCCGUGCCAGUGCCAGGUGCGGUGGUGCUGCUACGUGGAGUGCAAGCAGUGCACCCAGAGGGAGGAGGUUUACACCUGCAAGGACUGACGCGACCCGUGGUUUCUGCCAUGCGGCCACCCCCAGGCACGGGCCAGCUUGGAGAACUGCCUAUGGAGACAAACAGGGUUUGAUUGACCUUCUGGGAUCUGGAAGCUAUGUUGAGACAUAAGCACUUUGUAGGGUACAGGUGACCCAGCUGUGUUGCUGUUUUGUUUUUUUUGUUUUGUUUUGGGUUUUUUUUUGUUUUGUUUUUUUCCUGUAGACUGAAUUUUCAUGAGGUCCAACCGUGUGGAAAUAAGUGCCUGUCACGCUGGGGUUAGACGCCAGCUGACCUUCACCUUCGUUGUCUACGCAGUCUGAUGGAUCAUUUCUCCUUGGAACGUUGUUUCAGCGAUCCUCCAUGAACUCCUGGGCUACAAUAUUCCCGUUGGCAUAAAUCUCCUGUACUCCUUCAUUCCUGGAGCUCGCCCAGCUGCUUGGAGAGCUGAGCAGAUACGAAAAACCUUUCUGCUUUGGGAAGCAGAUGUUUGUUCCUCCAGAAACUGGAGAGGGAUUUGUAGGGAAUGAUGGGUCCUGAAGGUUCUUCCAGUGGAGUUUCUGCACAUGGAGCAAACAAGGCUCUGACAAAGAGACCCACUGGGAGCAUCAGCUCUUUAAUGACAGCUCCAUAUCCUGCGUUGUCACCAAGUGCAGCUCAAAAAUGUCGGGUCCACCACAUUGCAGAUGGAAAAUAGAUCCAAGAACGAGGUUGGGAAGACAGCAGAAAACCAGACGUGCCUGUCCCCUUCAAUCCAAUCCCACAUUCUUUAUUUAAAGCAAUUCCCCCAAACACAGGUUCUUUAGCACUAUUGCUGUCUUAAAUCAGACUUUUUUUUUUUAAACCACUAGAUACUUUUGUUUCACUUUCACUUCAUGCAUGAUUUAUUUUCCGCUCCUCUUCCCACCUCUUGCCGAUGGAAGUCGCCCUGUGGUAACUGCUUCAGAAAUCCCAACUGGAACUUUCUGAGUCUUAUGCCAGCUGAGUUUGGACGUGUUUCUCUUGAGCAGGACAGGAGGAAUCCGAGUUCAUCGUGGAGCCCAGGGCUGUCUCGCAUUGUGGAGCAGCCAUUUAGGCCUUGAUCAGACCUCUGGAGGAGCUGACUUUUCUUUCCUAGGUCAUCAUUCCAUUUACUCUAAACCAUGGCAGUGGUACAUGACACAAGCUGUAUGUAAACCCUAUGACCUUAAGAUUUUUUUUUUAACCACUAGAUCGAGAACUGUAUUUUAAAAACGCAUCUGCUAAAUCCUGAAAAACKCUUGGAUUUGGAAUAGCCAAUCAGAGACAACCUGAGAGAAGCCAGAAAUUUGAUUGCAGGGGUUGGUCACUCCAACGCUGUGAAACAAUCUCCAGCAUUUCCUUUUCCCUUGGAAGAAGCGAUUUGCAAUCCAGGACUUGAUAUGCCAAUAUUCUUCAUAUAAACGUGGAUUUGAAGCAGCCAAUGAAUGCCUGAACAAAGCUUUCUGAGGAAAAAAUGGAGAGCGGGGGGUGUUUUGUUUGAUUUUUGGUAGCAAUUUUUGAUUGUCCAGUAGUAGCAAUUUCCACCCGAUUUAUAUCAGCCACUGCUCUGGUGUUCAAAAGGUUUUCAACCAAUACUAAAAAUUAGMAAAACAAAAUUUCCCAAGGUGGACUAUUAUUUUUUCAAAGUACUUUUUUCCAUGUUUUUAUUUAAUGUUUAAAUUUUUUCCCCCCGAAGAGAAGCCACUAAUACUUAAGCUGUUCAUGUGCAUCUGCUGGGAGGAGAAAAUAUCGAUUUUGGAUUUUCUUGGUAACAAAUACCUGCAGUCCAGUCUGGCACGUUGGCAUCAAAUCUUGAGGUGGGGGCAUGGGGAGGGGCAGGGUGUUACUGUUUAAUAGCACCAUGGUCCUGCAAAGUGAAGCAAAAUGUCUCUUUUUUGGUGUUUCCUUAUUUGCUGUACAAUUCUGGAGGCUGGGAUAAUGCUGGAGGAGGAGGAGGGGGAAUCCACACGUGGAAUUUCCACCUUCCACUCUGGCAAAGUACCAGGAAGGUCUCACAGCUUUUGGGAAAGUCACCCCUGAGCAGUUUUAUCUAAUGGUUUAAAAAAUAAAUUGCCUAGAAACCUAUUAUUCAGUGUGUAUAUAUAGAUAUAUACACACCCCGACGCAUAAAUAUAUAUAUAUAUAUAAAUAUUGAACAUUUAUUUAUUGUAGAGCCCUUCAGAAGGACCUUCUUAUGGUUUCAAUGUGGUAUUAUGUUAAAUUCUUUCUCCCUCUGUCUCUCUCUCUCACACAUAUGUGCAAACUCACUGUUACAUUUUUGUGUGUUCUAGAAUAGCUCUUCCCCUCCAAAGCAAAGCCAGACCCAAACCUGCUCAAAACAGGAUUUUGGGGUCUGAAUUACUAUU